Molecule: messenger RNA, 1746 nt
Organism: Sarcophilus harrisii (Tasmanian devil)
Lineage: Eukaryota; Metazoa; Chordata; Mammalia; Dasyuromorphia; Dasyuridae
Gene: TMEM220
Product: transmembrane protein 220
Exons: 6
Coding region: 115-678 (187 amino acids)
Source: RefSeq, a predicted model, not a curated record
GGAGCCGCGGACCGGAAGAGCUAGACGGGCUGCAGUUCCGUAACGCCGCGCCAGGCGCUGCCCCUUUCACCCUGGCCAGGGAAGGGCAGCGCUAAGGGGCGGGAGGAGGCGUACAUGGGCGUGACCGGAACCUCGCUCCCUCCCCGACCCCCACCCGCGCUACGGAGCCGGGGCGGGAUGGCGCUGGCGAGGUCCCCGGCUGAGACCUUAUGGAGGGGCAGCAACUUCGUCAUGGCCGCCUUCUUUGCGCUGGCGGCCUACGUGCAGAUAAAUGACCCAGAUGCAGAACUGUGGAUGGUUGUAUAUAUGAUACCUGCUAUCCUUACUCUACUUGUUGGAUUUAAUCCUCUGAUCACAGGUAAUUGUAUCUGGAAGAAUCUUACCAAGCUGCACUUAUUCCUUUGUACUUUGGGAGCUGUUAACUUGGGCUUCUACCUCUUCCAUCAUUCAGAAAAGAAUAUCUUACAUGAGGAGGAAGGCAGAGAGAUGUUUGGACUUGGAAUCAUUAUAGUAUGGCUGAGUCUUUGUCACAUCACAACAAAAAAUCCAGUUGGUAGAAGAGUUCAAUUGAUUGUUACUAUUGCUAUUUCUCUUUGCCCAUUUAUCACAUGGUUCUACAUAUAUGUAAACAAAGAGAUGCAUUCCACUUGGCCAACACAUUGCAAGACAGCUAUUUAAAUGAAUAUUAUCAUUCUUUUCAUAAAAUGAAUAUUUUCACAAUUCAUAUUUGUCACAUUAUAUUUUAUUACAAGCUAGUCAAUUUAAGUAGUUAUUUCAUGAUUUAAGAUAUACUAGUAAAGGGUUUUGAUCCAAGAGCUCUUUAAUAAUGAAUGACUACAAUGCAGUCUAAGACUAUAUAGAAAUAAGAAGUCACUAGAAAUCUUUUUUUUAAAGAGGAAGUGCUAUGGCAUGUGGAAAGAAUACUAAUCUUGAGUCAUGGGAUUUGACUCUUACUCUGCACUAUUAUUUUUUACCUGUGAAACAAGUAAUUUAUCUUCUCUAGGAUUAUUUCUUCAUUUUUAAUAUGGCAAAAAUAUUAUUGUAUUAUUCACAAAGUUACAAAGUUGUGAAGAAAGCUGUGUUACUUAGCAGCUGGUCAACUUCUUGUUUAUUUCCUCAUCUAAAAAUGGAAGUACUUCCCCUACCUACUUCAUAAAAUUAUUUUGAUGAUUAAAUAAGGUAUUAUGUGGGAAUUCAAAAGUAUUACAAACCUGGGGUAUUAUUAUUACUUGGGGGUUUUUAAAUUUAAAGAGCAUGUUUAGUGGUAUACAUGUGAGAAGGCUAAAAGGAAGGGAAAAUGGCUCAGAUAUAGUUCCAAGACAAGAAACAGAAAGUCAAAUUUAUGAAUGGUUCACCUUACUGAACUAGUAUAAAAUAGAAGGAGCUCAGGUAUUCAUUAUAAUCUUUACAGGCAAUAAAGGAAUAUAUAUUCUGGAAAGAUAAGAAUAAAGGAAGUUUGGUAUGAUGGGGAAAUGUGGGGGCAGAUCAGGAAAUAGGAAAAGGAGUUAAAGGAGAAACAGACUAAAGUCUGGUCUUGAGUUUUUGUUAAGGAAAAAAUUUAGAUGAGAUAAAGAUGCAGUUUUUUAAGACUUUCCUAGGAUGCAGAGGUUAAAAAAUUAUAUAGAAUAUAAUCCCUAUAUUCUCAAAGUACUUACAACAUGAUAAACAAUAUGAUAUAGUGAAAAGAGCACUCAAGUUGGAAUCAAGUCUUGGGUUCAAAUCACUUAAGAAAACAAGUUAUUUGCA